Molecule: messenger RNA, 4773 nt
Organism: Paramormyrops kingsleyae
Lineage: Eukaryota; Metazoa; Chordata; Actinopteri; Osteoglossiformes; Mormyridae
Product: B-cell receptor CD22
Source: RefSeq, a predicted model, not a curated record
CAAGCAGAAGGACGUCAAGCUGGUGCUGUGCGGGGAAAAAGCCAUCUUCCCUCUUUCUUACUUUAAAAUUCAACUAGUUCUCCAUACCACAGGUGGACAGGCCUGGCAUCUUUGUAACUUUCUGUUCAUGAUUGAUUUUGAUGCCGUUUAAUAUUCUUGUCUCUUUGCAUGGUGCUGUUUAAUUGCUGUCAUAUUUUAGGAUGGGACACAGCAUGAUGGAGACCACAUUUUUUUGCAUCUUCACCUGCACAGCUUUAUCAGGUGUUUUAGGUAAUAAGUGGUGGAUAACAAUGCCUACCCCAGACUUAUGCAUCUGGACCAGCACGACAGCUAGCUUGCCCUGCCAAUACAACUAUCCCUAUGGAUACAGAGUGACAAAGGUGAUGUGGUACCGAGUCACUGCAGAUGGAAAGCAGGAAUAUGCCUUUCACAGAGAUUUGAACCUAGUAAGUCCAACCUACAAGGGAAGGACAAGGUACUCUAAUAGGUCCAAGUCAUGUCUGCUAGAGAUCUCCAAUAUCAGGACAACAGACAACGGAGAAUAUCAUUUUAGAUUUGAAACUGAUCAUCCGAAAGGCAAGCAGACAUUCACCAAUUCUACUUUCCUUUCUGUAACAGAUUUGCAGGUUCAAGUACACCCAGCCAGAGCAGGAAACAUGUUUGCUUCUGGAGAAACUGUCUACUUGAGCUGUAUAGCUACAGGGUGUGCAUCCAGAGGAACAACAUUUGUGCUCUACAGGAAUGCUACACGUUUGGAAUUGUCCAACCCACUGACCAUUUAUAACUUUGACCAGAAACAUGCUGGUACCUAUACCUGCCAUGCAGAAUCCUCACCCAGCAUCCAGUCCCUGGGUAUUAUCCUCUCAGUGGGAUAUCCCCCUCGCUUCACCACUGUUGAGAUCAGCCCACAAAGCACUAUUUCUGAAGGCAGCUCAGUAAUGCUGACCUGCAACAGUGAUGCUGACCCAGCUGUGGAGACCUACUCUUGGUUUAAGGAUGGAGACAACUGGAGUUUACCAGACAGCUUCAAGCCUGAGCUGCACCUGUGGAGGGUGCUGCCGUCUGACCUUGGAGAGUAUUACUGCAUGACACAAAACUCCCUAGGCAGGGAGAAAUCCAGACCUGUUUUGCUGAAUGUCACCUAUGCACCAAGGAGCACAUCUGUGUCAAUUAACCCACCUGUGGACAUAAUGGAGGGGAGCUCAGUGACACUGAACUGUAACAGCAAUGCCAACCCACCAGUGCAGAAUUACUCCUGGUUUCAGAUCAUGGGAUCUAAGCUCUAUGAGAGAGGCUUUUCACAGAACCUUGCAUUCACCAGUGUGCGUGCCCAGGACAGCGGCCAGUACUACUGCACAGUGCGCAACCAGCAUGGACAGGACACCUCCUUCGACCGCUCUUUGGUGAUACUAUACACUCCUAAGAACACAUCCGUGUCCAUCCAGCCCUCUGGCGACAUUGAGGCUGGCUGCUCAGUGACUCUCACCUGCAGCAGCAAUGCCAACCCCACAGUGGAGAACUAUACCUGGUUCAGGAUCAAUGAAGCUGACAUGUGGGAAAUCCAAUCAGGCCCAACAUAUACCAUUUCCCGAAUCACCCACAGGGAGGGAGGGAAGUAUUACUGCGAGGCGAGCAACCGACUGGGGAGCCACCGCUCUCCUGUUCUCCUUGUCCAAGUGAGGGGUAGGCUUAAGGUCAUUGCUCUGGUAUCUGCCAUAGGUGUUUCAGUUGGGCUUAUCACAUUGACUGUCUUUAUCAUGAUCAGCAAGAAUAUGCAUGUUGUAGAAAAUGAACUUGCCGAGGAUGCCCAACAGGUAUCAUCAGAACAAAUGGAUAUGUUUCAAGGAACAAUGAGUAAGAAAUUUGAAAUGUGGAAAUUACAAGCGAGAGACAUGCUAGAGGAGCCAGAAAAUAUUUUUGAGAACACACACCCUACCAUCAUUCCUCUGAAAGACGUUACACCUAACUCAGAAGGAGAUGAAGAUAUCAGCUGUGUGACGGUUCACUUCACCAGGAACUUAAGCACCAUCCAGGAUGCAAAUAAAUGCAUUUUUACAUCUUAAGUGAAUAUAAAGUCAGCACCCUUAUUGAAAUUGCAUUUUUUUGUGAUAUAAAGUCAUAAAUCCAGAAGAAUCAUUUCAGACAAAGGCUACCUCAGGUCACUUGCUGUAAUAGUCAAUAAGUGUCUUUAACUUAAUUAAACUUAAACAUUUUAAGUUAGCUCUUUAACUGUGUCAAAACUCUUCUGAGCCUCAGGUGUCCAUAUGAAAGCCUCCGGUCCAUUUAGAAGUUCUUGUAGGGGCUCAGCAACACCAGAGUAGUCUGGUAUAAAUUUUGAAUACCAUGAUGUAGGCCCUAGAAAUUAUCUCAGUUUAAGCAGGUCUGUAGGUGGUGGUGCCUGGACAACUGCAGCCACGUGUGAGGCAUCAGGUUGAAGUCCCUUUCCUGACACUGUGUGCCCCAGGAAAGACAGUUCCUUUUGUCUGAAGUUGCAUUUCGAGAGGUUCAGUUUGACUCCAGCCUCCUCAAUGCACUGAAGCAUAGCUGUCAACUGUUUGUUAUGUUCCUUGGCUAUCUAACCUGUGACAAUGAUGUCGUCAAGAUACCACUAUGCCCCCAACAUGCCUUUCAGAAUGGAUGACAUCAUCCUCUGGAAAUAGCUGUGUCCGGAUGCCAAGCCAUACGGCACCCUCCUGAAGAGGAACAGACCAUCAUGCGUGAUAAAUGUUGUCAAACCUUUAUGAAAUUGUCAGAGCUUUAGAUAAGUCAGCGGUACCUCCAGUAGCAAGCGUUCCCUGACGUCUUUUCACCAAGUUUGUCCGGAACCAUCUCCUCUUCCAUAGCCCCAAACUGAAAAAGUAGCAACCAGCUCUUUUAAAGCAGCCACAAACUAGUCCAUAGUCUCACCCCCGUGCUGACCACAUUGUCUGAAACAUUGGCUACCACAUUAACUUUUGGUGUAAAAAAAACGGAUGACCUCCCUUGCUCUGUCAUAUUUGUUAUUGGCCACUGUUAGUGUGUAAGAAAGUCUCUGGCCUUCUAUGCCCAAAGAGAGUAUAAGAAGUGCCCGCUCUCUUGCAUCAGGCAAAUCUGAGUCCGACACUGCCAGUAAAUAAUUCUCAGACAUAUGGAUCUAAACCUUAAACAGUAUUGCCAGUUCCCCAACACUUUGUAGAAAUGGUGCAGGCUCGCUGAGAUUCAAAGCCGCCAUCCUCAUUGCCAGUAUGUUGUGUCAUGGAAUCAAGACACUGGUUAGUCUGGAACUUCACCUAUAAUCAGAGCAGAACACAGAACAGUACACUGCAGUACACUUCUCUCUUUCCCAUCACCCUCUCACCUUCCCCUCAGCUCCACCUAGAGGUGAGGAUGAAACACCACAGUUUUUAUCUUUAAUGUGACAAAUCAAGAGAAAAAGUAGACAGUAUCCCACAAGAACCUGCAAUUUCAAAAAGAAUGUGUAGACUUGUUUGUAUUGACUGUUCAUUAAGUCUCAGAACUUUAUGUUUUGGCUUAGUAUUAUACUGUAUCUAUCAUUGUCUCAAAAUGAACAAUUAUUUUAAAAACCAGCUGAAAGCUCUGUAACAGUAAAAAGCAACUGCAAAAAAAAUUCAUAUUAGAAAACGCUUUUCUUGGCUACUUUCUUGUUUGAGAGAUACAGUGGUGAGAAACAUUCAUUUGCUUUCUCUCUGUCACUGGUGGAUUUAAUUAAAAAGGCUGUUGUGUCUCAGUCAGGAUCGGAAAGUUGUCCUAAAUCCACCACUAGAGAGUGCUGCUGAGGAUACAGAUGUUAUCAACCCUGUGUUGGUGAGGCUCACAAAAGGAUUAUGAAGCCAUCUCUGACCAAAGAAUUUGUUUUGUAUUUUUGGUGUCUAAUCCAACAAUUCUAUUGUCCUUGUUGUGUCUAAUUACAUUUUUAAAAAGUCUAAAUUCGUAAAUAUUUUUUUUAUUUACUGUAAUGGGAUAGUGCCCCAUCCUGAGUUAUUCCCUUCCUUGCGCCAGACCCCCACAACUCUGCAUAGGAUGAGAGGGUAUAAUAAAUAGAUGCAUGGGUGUUUUUAUCAACCAAAAACUUUUUCUCACAUACCUAGUUUUAACCCUCUGGGGACGGGGGCAUGGUCGGCAAUGCCACGUAUCUUUCUCAUGUAUUUCAGUUUAUAUCUCACUGAAAUCUUUAUGCAGAAUUAUGAAAAAACGGUGACUAAAUCCGUAAUCUGUCUUCUUUUCAAAACGUCCAUUGUCCGAAGUAUUAAAGUUUUUAAAAUUAGGUUAAAUAGGCAAAAAAGUAAACCAUGUCACCUUACUUUGUUUUACCUGCAUCGGGGGCAUGUAGUACCGCUCACACCUGAAGAUCACUAUUCACAUUCUGAAUAGCCGCAUUACCCCAUUACCCCACGUAUUCAAAUCGCAUUCACUUGGUAAUUUUAUGAACAACGGAAUGGUGAAACGCCAUCCAGAUACAUCCCCAUCAGCACCAUAAAAGGGGGGGUGGAUAUGGCCAAGUGUGAAUGACUUAUGCAUACACAUUAGAGCUCCUACUGUACAUAUUCAAUGGAAGGAGGCCAGAAAUAGUGAUAUGAGUUAGGUUUUUCUUAUUUAUUUAUCCAACUGAAUAUUGCAACUACAUCAUUUAAUCAUCUUCAUGUACCCAAGACUGGUGAUCAGAUAUCUGGGCUCAAAACUAACUGGCACCAUUGCUUACUAUGUACUUUUAUAAUGUUUCUGCAAGUGUUCCAAACUGCAUUUUGCAAUAUCUAUACUUUGAUGUCAAAUAUG